AUGGAGGUCAUCAAGAAGAAAGAUGGCACGUACCAGCACGGCGCCACGCUCAUCCUCGAUGAAAGCCCUCAGACGUGCACCUUUGAGGAUGGAAAAGCUUUGUAUCUCACAGCUGCGCGCGUCCUCGAGUCCAUCAGCGCUAAGCUGUUUACAUGCAAGCCACCGCCAAUGCUCCUCCCCAGCAUCGAUGACAUCUGUCGCAAGGAUUACGCAGUUGAAGGCCCUCGCAUUCCCUACGAGUACAGCAUGGAGUUCGUUAUCAGUAACAUCAACAUCUUGGCAGGCCAGCUUCAAUGGGUCGCGAAUCCAGACCGUGAAGACAUCGACCCCGAAGUCAACAAGGGCAUCUUCUUCCUCAACUGUGACUUACAGCACUCAUUCAGCCACUGGCUCCCGAACAUUCGGUACAAUGUAAUCGUGAUGACGUACCUAUGGGCACUCGAUGUAGCCGGCUGUAUAGAUGAGGAACUUUGCAAUGUUCCAGACGUCUAUUGGUUCUGGAAGUCAUUCAUAGAGGCAUGGGUAGCCUCACUCAAGCCCGAUAGCACGUUUCACAAGCAGAAGGUCUUCCUUGACGUCUGGGAGUCCUCAAAUCUCGAUCUGAUCCUCUUUCGCCACAAGAACACGGAGAAGAUCAAAAUCUAUCUCGCCCAACUCAAGGAGAAGAUGCCGAAGGUGCCGUUCGAAGAUGCGCGGAAGUUCAUUGAGUUGUGCGACUCCGGCAGCAUCACUAUGGAUGAACUCAAGCAAGUUGGCCCAACCUAUGCAUUGCACUUCGUGCUCGCAAACAUCCAGGAGGCCACGGAGUUUGAUAAUUACAUGGCACAUAUAGCGCGUGAGCGUGCCGAGGAGAAAGCACAACUGGUUGAGAAGGCACGCGUGGAUCAAGCCAUUCGUCGUGCAAGUGCCGAUGACCAUGGGAUGGACGUGGAUGAUGACGACGACUUCAAAGACGUCCACUUUCCGGAGGACGAUGACGAGGAUGAAGACAUGGGUGAGGCAUCGCCCGCCCUGGACGUCUCUCGUGUAGAUUGGGAUGAUGAGGUCCUCAGAGGCUUGCUGAACGUGCAUCCCAGCACAGACAUUAGCGUGAAGCUCGUUAAGGAGCAGCGCCCUCGCACAAGCCGCCAACCUUGGAUCACCGAGGAGAAGGCCAUGGAAAUCAUCUGGACCAAGACAGACAUGGUGAGCGACCUCUUGGACAGGUUGACUCUUUAA
This is a messenger RNA of Didymosphaeria variabile, 1218 nucleotides long. RefSeq lists its product as uncharacterized. The transcript has 2 exons. Lineage: Eukaryota; Fungi; Ascomycota; Dothideomycetes; Pleosporales; Didymosphaeriaceae. Bases 1 to 1218 code for a protein of 405 amino acids. The record is from RefSeq and is a predicted model, not a curated record.